Messenger RNA from Paramecium tetraurelia, 915 nucleotides. RefSeq lists its product as uncharacterized. The transcript is spliced from 2 exons. Gene Ontology annotation, cellular component: cytoplasm. Gene Ontology annotation, biological process: negative regulation of MAPK cascade; protein dephosphorylation. Gene Ontology annotation, molecular function: protein tyrosine/threonine phosphatase activity; MAP kinase tyrosine/serine/threonine phosphatase activity. The record is from RefSeq and is a predicted model, not a curated record. NCBI's taxonomy places the organism in Eukaryota, Ciliophora, Oligohymenophorea, Peniculida, Parameciidae.
AUGCUUAACUAAGCCUUUCUCUUCACAGUACUUGAGGAACGCUUCCACAAAAUAUACUAAGGGAAUGUUCUUGCCUUGGAAUCUAUUCAAUACUUUAAAUUAAAGAACAUUCGAACUAUUAUAGUUAUUGGAUAAUAAAAUCAUACUAAAUUUAUAGAGUAUGCUACCUAUCAUAGACUAAAUGAUGGCAUUGGAGAGGCUAUAAAUAUUUUUGAAAAGACUUGCCAACUGAUUUAGAAUGAAAUCAAACGUUCUUCGAUAUUAGUAUGUUGUUAGAAUGGAUUAAAUUGGAGUACAGCUGUAAUGAUAGCAUAUCUAAUAAAAAUUAAGUAAUGGCAAUAUGAGAAGGCCUUUUAUUACAUUAAAUCUUUAUAAUCUUUAGUAAACCCAUCACUAGCACUAAAAAAAUAAUUGAUUUUAUAUAACACUAAAGUUCAUAGCAUGAAAAAUUUAAAUCAUGAAAACAGGAUAAAACAUUAGAGUCUGAUUGUGCCCUCUAAGUUCCAACAAAGGAUUAUUGAGCAAAGCCAAAAACAACAAUAUUUGAAUGAUUCUAUAUAAUCUGAAGAAGAAAGACAUUCAAUUAGUUCUAAUUAACUUGAUAAGACUCCUGUUUUCAAUUCCCCGAAAAAUAAUAAUGUAAACAAGAAAUUAGUUGUUGUUGCGCAAUCAGAUAUUAAAAUUAUGAAGAAAUAGAGUAUUACAAAAUUAGUAAGACAUAUAAGAAAUUAUACAUUCUAAAUAGAUGAUACAAAUAUUAAUAUUAAUACUAAUAAUCCUAAUGAAAAGAAUUUGAUUAAUUAGCGAAUAAUUAUUAACUCUCCAAAAUUCAAAGACGAAGAAGAUCCUGUUGUCUUAAGACACAGAAGAAGAAGACAUGCACAUAGAACCAAAAGCGCAAUUAAUUAUGGUUGA